Molecule: messenger RNA, 1041 nt
Organism: Aptenodytes forsteri (emperor penguin)
Lineage: Eukaryota; Metazoa; Chordata; Aves; Sphenisciformes; Spheniscidae
Gene: SOWAHA
Product: sosondowah ankyrin repeat domain family member A
Exons: 3
Coding region: 1-1041 (346 amino acids)
Molecular function (GO): protein binding
Source: RefSeq, a predicted model, not a curated record
AUGUUGCUCUCCCACCCGCUUCUGCCAGAUCCGUGGUUCCAGGAGAAAGGCAAACUAGUCCAAAGGCAAAGAUCAGCAGAUCACCAGAUCUACUGGGCCUGCAGGAGUGAGUUUACUCACCCUAGCUCCCUGCACCAAGAAGGUCUGACCCCAUUUCUUUCCGUCCCUCGUUGCGGGGUACUUUAUGCCCGCGGACAUCGGCUACCCUUCGUGAGCACCUCGGACAUCCGAGGAGGGGUCACGAAACGCUCUCGUUACCGGUUUCGGCAUCAGACCAAGCACCGAGGCCUCGGAGCCUUCCAGCCCGCCGUACCCUCCAGCCCACGGCGCAAGGCCGAGCACCAGUGGCUGGUGAUGGCGGCCGGUGGGCAGUGGACCCAGCAGCUCCACGGGCUGCUGCUGGGCGACGCCAGCUUGGCGGCCCGGAGAGACUUCAUCUCGGGCUUCACCGCCCUGCACUGGGCCGCCAAGAGCGGCAACUGCGACAUGGUGACAAAUAUCAUCAGAGCAGCUGAGAAGGGGGGGGCCCGCAUCAACGUGGACGCCAGGUCACACGGCGGCUACACGGCGCUCCACCUGGCCGCCAUACACGGCCAGGAGAAGAUCAUCACCAUGCUCGUCUACGGUUACCACGCCAAGACCGACCUGAGGGACUACAGCGGGAAGAAGCCGCACCAGUACUUAAAGGAAGGGGCCUCCUCUGCAGUCAGGCGCUUGCUGGGGGACCCCAGCCUUCCCCACAACGUGGAGCCCUCCGUGCCCAUCAAGAAGACCACAAAGCUUGCAGCUUCAAUCUUGAGCUCCACUAGCACUUUCCUCGGGGUCAUAUCCGAUGACAUGGCUUUCUACGAUCUCACCAAGGGUUUAAGGAAGCCCUCGUCCUUAAACAAGCUCCUGGCUGCCACUACGGGCCCGAGGAGGAAGCCAAAGACCAGAGGGGGCUUCCCUUCGUAUUCCUCCCUCUCCGAGGUAGCGGAGGAGGAGGAAGAGGAGGUUGUCGUGAAACGCAGACCUGUUUCUGAGCUGUUCUUUGGCCACUAG